AUGCAACAGAAAACCAGUCAAGUAAAAAAUCAAAGAAGAGUACCCAAACAUAAAACAAAGGGUGGUGCUCAAGCAGUCAAUGACGGUGAUGAAGUGAAUGAAGGUAAUCAAGGUAAUGCAGUGAAUGAAGGUGAUGAAGUGAAUGAGGGUGAUCAAGCAGUCAAUGAUGAUGGAGGAGCAGUAAAUGAUGGUGGAGAAGCAGUCAAUGAGAUGCAUGUGCAACAACACUAUGAUGAGGUGGAACUCACUCCUUUAGAGUUUGAUGCAUCAGGAAAUGGAGAACCUAGUCAGGUUCAUGUGCAACAACAGGAGGCUAUAGAAACACCAAUUGCAACCCUCUUGAAGAAAAUAAAGAGGAAAAAAUCUGAAAGGAUUAUCAAGUUGAAGUUGGGCAAGAUAGUUGGUGAUGUAGAUGCACCUGGGAAUUUAGAAGCUAAACCUCUUACUCUAGAAUAA
Molecule: messenger RNA, 456 nt
Organism: Lactuca virosa
Lineage: Eukaryota; Viridiplantae; Streptophyta; Magnoliopsida; Asterales; Asteraceae
Source: the annotation of a GenBank genome assembly